AUGAGAAGUAAUCCAGGAAGGCUGAAGAAGCUCUUUGUGGCCUGGCUAGAAGUCAAGUGCAAGUUCUCUGAACUGAAGGGACAAGGUGCAGUUAGAGCUCUGCUAAAUGCAGUUAGAGCUCUGCUAAAGUCUACUUUUCAAGUGCAGCUUGAGAAAGCCAAGAAGGAUGAGAACAGAACACAGGGUAAAGCAAACCCUCAAGAAGAACAGCCAAAAGAAGAGAUCCUGAAAGUACCAGUGGGACCAGGACCAUAUUUUUAUAUCAGUGGAUCUAAUGGAGCUAGGCUUGUGAGCAUCUAUUGCCAGCUAAGAGGCUGGCAUCGUAUCUAUGACAAACGAGAGGCUUAUGCACUGAAAUGGUGUGAAAUCAAGUGCCAGGAGACCUAUUACCAUUUCAAAGAAGGCAAACAGCUUCUCUACCAGAUUCCCAACAACAGAGUCCUCACCACUAAGACAGAGCUUUUGUGCUACCUGCAAAAGCAAGAGCAGGUGAUAAAUGCCAUCAGUAGGAACCCUAGUUCCAAAAGAACACAGCACACACAGCACCCUUUCCAAGGGCUUUUCUGGCCAAAGCAAGUACAUUCAGAGCCUCUUCUCCUGGAAGGGAAGAAGUUUGAUGUCCACUCUUACCUCCUCAUUGCCUGCACGGCACCAUACCUGCUAUUCUUUGCCCAGAGGCUGAUCUCUGUCAACUAUGAUGCUGCUUCUGAUGCUCUGACUGCUCAUCUGACCAGCCAGUACAUGCAGAAGAACUCCCUGUACAGCCAGCUGAAAGAUGAGACCAUUUGGCGGAUGGAGCAUUUCAACAGCUACGUUAAUGAGAAGUUCAGAAAGUCCAAAGGGCUCCCCAAAGACUGGGAUUUCACUGUGUUUACUUUUCCACUUUUCCCUCUCUUCCACUUCAUUUUGCAGUGCUUCCCAGCAGCCAAGCACAAACUGGAUGACAAACUGGGCUACUUCGAUCUCAUCAGUUGCAGCUUUCUAAUUGAUGAGAACUUUAAGGUCUGGCUUCUGGAGAUGAAUGCAAGCCCAGCACUGCACACCAACUGUGAAGUCUUGAAAGACAUCAUCCCAGCUAUAGUCUAUGAGAGCCUUGAUAUUGGCUCGGAGAUUUUCAACAAGUGCCUCAAAGGCCACAGGAUUUUGCCUUUAGAGACACUCUGUCAUUGUGUAGAAAGGUUGCCUUGUUGGCCAGAAAGAAACACAACACUGUCCUGA
Melopsittacus undulatus (budgerigar) is the source of this 1218-nucleotide messenger RNA. It is a transcript of the gene TTLL10, whose product is annotated as tubulin tyrosine ligase like 10. Lineage: Eukaryota; Metazoa; Chordata; Aves; Psittaciformes; Psittaculidae. The record is from RefSeq and is a predicted model, not a curated record. Gene Ontology annotation, molecular function: protein-glycine ligase activity, elongating. Gene Ontology annotation, biological process: protein polyglycylation.